AUGGCUCGCACAGAGCCAGAGCCCAUUCACCUCGAAGGCACUACGCUGGAAGGCGGUGGUCAACUCCUACGUGUCGCCCUGGGCCUCUCCAGCCUCAUCAAGAAACCUAUCCACAUCACCAACAUACGAGGCAAGCGCUCUAGCGGUGGUGGUCUUAAGGUCCAACAUCUCACAUCGAUGCUAUGGCUCGGCCGAGCCAGCAAUGCGCAAAUUAGUGGUGCAGGCCUAAAGAGCAAAGAGAUCACAUUUAGACCGCACACAUUACCAUCAAUCAACCCCGAUCUCCUAGCGGGCCAUGUUUCAAUCAGCCAAAACACACCAGGAGGCAUCACCCUCGUGCUCCAGGCCGUUCUACCAUACAUACUCUUCUCCGGCGCACAGGCCGCCAACUCGCCAUCACUAGACUAUGUCUUGCAAGUCCUGAUCCCAAUGCUCUCCCUCAUCGGUGUCCCUCACAUAUCCUCAACCCUCCAUUCCCGCGGCUGGUCUCAGAGGCGCACCCGUCUAGGCAGCACCACAUUCAGCAUCACUCCGCUCACCAGCGCACUCCCCGCCUUCCAUCUUCAGGACCGGGGCGCAAUAAACAGCAAACAUGCGACCAUCAUAGCUCCGCUUGGAAGCGAGCACGGUUUCCGCGACAACUUGGACCUGAUGUUGGAAAAGCGCCGUGCCCACUUCUUCGGCACGCAGAGCCCAGAUAUAACCAUCUCAGUGCGCGCGGGCAAAACAACACGCAUCGUCCCGCACAUGGUGCGCAAAGUAUCCGACGACUUGCUCCCCGAGAUCGCGCAUGGCGGGUGUGUUGACGAGUGGAUGGCGGACCAGUUAGUCGUUUACCAGGCGCUUGCUCACGGCUCGAAUCGGGUUCAUCGUGGCGAGGCGAAAUCGAGUCUGCAUGUGCAGACGGUGAUGUGGGUUGCUGAGAGAGUCGCUGGGACGAGAUUCGAUGCAUAG
Didymella exigua CBS 183.55 is the source of this 954-nucleotide messenger RNA. RefSeq names its product EPT/RTPC-like protein. The transcript is spliced from 3 exons. Gene Ontology annotation, biological process: RNA processing. Bases 1 to 954 code for a protein of 317 amino acids. Gene Ontology annotation, molecular function: RNA-3'-phosphate cyclase activity. Gene Ontology annotation, cellular component: nucleus. NCBI's taxonomy places the organism in Eukaryota, Fungi, Ascomycota, Dothideomycetes, Pleosporales, Didymellaceae. The record is from RefSeq and is a predicted model, not a curated record.